AUGAACUUCGAAUUACCAAAGAGGUUCACCUUGCCGUUGACCCUCACGCCUUAUGAUGGACUCGGUGACCCAAGGAAGUUCAUAAAGAAAUUCCGAUCAAUAAUGAUCGUCAAUGGUGCAUCAGAUACAGUCUUAUGUCGUUGUUUUCCGAAUUAUUUAGACGGUCCUGCACUUGAUUGGUUGUGUGAUUUGCCUGCAGGUUCCAUUUCGCGCUUCCAUCAGUUGGCAAAGUUAUUUGAAGAACAUUUCGCUGGAUCCGCAAUAUAUUUGCACGACUCCGAUUACCUAAACACUAUCAAACAAGGGCCAAGCGAAAGCUUAAAGGACUAUAUGACUCGCUUUACCAAGGUCGCAAUCAGCAUACCAGAUCUCCAUCCCGAGGUCCAUCUGCACGCAAUUAAAAGCGGCCUCCGACCCGGGAAGUUCCAGGAGACGAUCGCGGUGGCGAAGCCGAAGACUCUAGCAGAAUUUCGCGAGAAAGCAAAAGGACAAAUUGACAUCGAGGAGCUCAGACAAGCUCGGAAAUCUGACAAGUCGCACUUCCGCGAAGAAGAUAAGAGCUCAUCCCUUAAAAAAAGUUUUAAACUAACACCCCGAUUCGAUUCUUAUACGCAGUUUAACACCAAGAGGGAAGACAUAAUCAAGGAAAUCUUGAACUCCAAACUAAUCAAGCCGCCGAGAAAAGCCGGAACGCGAUCUCUAAUUCACAACCAGAAGUCACUUUCACACACGCCGACUUCAACUCCAACAUACAAAAUUUGGACGACCCUGUGGUAA
Messenger RNA from Arachis duranensis, 777 nucleotides. RefSeq lists its product as uncharacterized. NCBI's taxonomy places the organism in Eukaryota, Viridiplantae, Streptophyta, Magnoliopsida, Fabales, Fabaceae. The transcript has a single exon. Bases 1 to 777 code for a protein of 258 amino acids. The record is from RefSeq and is a predicted model, not a curated record.